AUGUACUGGAGCCACCCCAGAUUCUCACAAGAGACUGCUACUACCAUUCCAUUUGACCCAAAUUGCACUAAGUUCCCAGUUAGAAAGGAUGUUCCCAGAAGAGAAGAUGCACCGGAGGGAGCUGCAUGGGUUUGGGGACAGAAUGAUUAUAUUGGGAGAAUUAAUCUUCUCACGCCUACUCGAGUCCAAGCCGCAUCAAAAGAGAUCAAGAGUGGGGAAAUCGUAUCUCUCAAUUUACCAUUGAAUGUCCCUGAAGUUCCAGCUUUCAACCGAGAGACUUUCCGGCACGAGAUCAAGCCCAUAGCCGAAGGUCUUGCAUAUGAUGACAAGUACCAGUUGAACACCCAGUCUGGUACUCAGUGGGAUGGUUUCAGACACAUUGCUCAUAUGCCAUCUGAGACAUUUUACAAUGGAACAAAGGGAAAGGAUAUUCAAGGAGAAGCUGCCGAUCCUCAGAAAUGCGGUAUCCACCACUGGGCCGAGCAUGGCAUUGUUGGUCGCGGUAUACUGAUUGACUACUGGACAUAUGCCAAUGAGAACGGAAUUGUUUAUGAUCCAUAUGACUACCAUACAAUCUCCUUUGCUGAGCUUCAAGCAUGUGGCAGGUCUCAGGGAGUUGAUAUCAGACCUGCAGCGCAGGGAGGAGACAUUCAUAUCGGCGACAUCCUGUUCAUCCGGUCCGGAUUCGUCGCAACAUAUCACUCCAAAUCCCCCGAAGCCCGUGCAGCAGCCGCCCUACGCCCUCACUCGGCCGGCAAAACCGACGGUCAACGAUGGGCUGGAGUGAAACAAGAGACUGCUAUGCUCGAUUGGCUCCAUGAUUGUUACUUUGCAGCCGUUGCGGGUGAUGCCCCUGCGUUCGAGGCAUGGCCAAGUCAGGAAGAGUACAUGCUCCAUGAAUACAUUCUGGCUCUUUGGGGAAUGCCCUUGGGUGAGAUGUUUGACUUGGAAAAGCUGUCAAAGACUUGCAGGGAGAAGGGGAGAUGGACGUUCUUUGUGACCAGUGCUCCGAAUCACUGCGAGGGUGGUGUUUCCAGUCAUGGAAACGCCUUGGCAGUUUUCUGA
Cadophora gregata is the source of this 1065-nucleotide messenger RNA. RefSeq lists its product as uncharacterized. The transcript has 5 exons. NCBI's taxonomy places the organism in Eukaryota, Fungi, Ascomycota, Leotiomycetes, Helotiales, Ploettnerulaceae. The coding region runs from base 1 to 1065 and encodes 354 amino acids. Gene Ontology annotation, molecular function: arylformamidase activity. The record is from RefSeq and is a predicted model, not a curated record.